AUGGACUCGUCGCCAUGCGAGGCAGAGCCCUCGCUGCCGCCCCCGAUGCCGGCCGUUGCCUCGGCCAAGCGACCGGCUCCCUCCCUGCUGCCCGCGUUUGAGCCCCUCUCGUCCUCGCCGGGCCUGCCGCGGCCGGUGAAGCGUCUCAACACGGGCACGGCCGCCUCGAUCCAUCUCAAGUAUCCCACGCCCGUUCCGACGUCGAGCACGGCCCUGCCCUCGUCGUCGCCGCUGCCUCGCCUCGCCCGCGGUGCCUCCGACCGCCGGGUGCCCCUGUCGGCCGUGCCGACCGUCGAGCUGCCCGAAAACGGCGAGGCCGUCGCCAUGGGCCGCUCGAGCAACUCGUCCCAGUUCCAACUGUCGUCCAACCGUCUCGUCUCGCGUGUCCACCUCACGGCACGCUACGGCCGCACCUGGGAGCUCUACAAGGGCGACAGCUUCACGAGCGAGACCGAGGGCACCGACAUCAUGGUCGACGUCCUCGACGCCCGCGUCAUGCUGCAGUGGCCCAAGCUCAUGUCCGCCUCGGCCUCCGAGUCGAGCUCGAGCUGGGAUGACACGCCCCCUCGCCUCGCCCACGCCGCCUCGCUCCUGCUGCAGUCGUCGCCCCUGAGACGGGCGGCCGUCCGCAUCGCCUCGCCCGAGAGCCCGACGCCCUUGGCCGCCUCGCAGCGCCUGCAGCGCCUGCCGGUCGCCCGUGCCGAGAGGGAGGGAGCCGGCGCCAUCGAGAUUUACGAGGACGAGCCGGACCUUUCCCCGUCCGAGAGGGGAGGGUCAGAAUCGAAGCCGGUCGACGCGGCCGUCAGCAUGCGCACCGAGGCCACGACGAGUUUCAUGAGCGACGCGGUAGACGACGACGACGAUGAUCCCGACGAUCCCGACGAGGAAAAUGACCCCAUCAUCCACUCCUUCGGUCCCUUCGGCGCCGACAUCUCCGGACGCUUGGCUUCGAUAUCGACAAAGUCGCCCAAGUCGCCCGCCAAGCAGAGACGCCCUCUCCCCGCCGUCGCCGAGUUGGUCGAGUCGCCGACGCCCGUCGCCGACGUCUCGUCUCCGCUAUCCUCCCCCGAGACGACACCGCCGGCGCGGCCGUCCAUCGAGCUCGACCCGUCCAUCAUCAACCACGUGGUCAACCAGCUCGCCUUCUCGCGCCUCUCCUCGACGCCCCUCUCCACCAUCAUGCAGCACCUUCCCGCCGAGGCCAAGACGGGCCUCGAGCGCGAGUCGCUGCGCGAGGCCAUCGAGGCCGAAUCCUGCAUCGGCAUCAUCCACCGCCAGGGCAAGGACGCCGCCGGCAAGCCGCUCGAGAGCGAGUACUACUACAUCCCCGAGCAGGACGGCGACGAGCAGCGCCGCGCCGCCGUCGUCGACGGGUUGCGAAGGCCGAGUCUGCGGAACUGCAGGAAGCAGCACAAGCAAUAUUAUUGGAAGCGUCCACGGACCCCGUAG
Messenger RNA from Drechmeria coniospora, 1449 nucleotides. RefSeq lists its product as uncharacterized. The record is from RefSeq and is a predicted model, not a curated record. NCBI's taxonomy places the organism in Eukaryota, Fungi, Ascomycota, Sordariomycetes, Hypocreales, Ophiocordycipitaceae. The coding region runs from base 1 to 1449 and encodes 482 amino acids. The transcript is spliced from 3 exons. Gene Ontology annotation, molecular function: protein binding.